Molecule: messenger RNA, 909 nt
Organism: Blepharisma stoltei
Lineage: Eukaryota; Ciliophora; Heterotrichea; Heterotrichida; Blepharismidae
Source: the annotation of a GenBank genome assembly
AUGAACUCUUGGGAAGCUGAAUUUACAGCUGCGCUCGAAGCCAAAAAUGAGAGCGGAGUAAUUGACAUGCUAAAAUCCGGGUUUCCUCCUAAUUACAUGAUUCGCUUGAGAGACACAAACGGUAAUUACCUUCCUGAACACACAUAUCCGCUCACAAUUGCAAUCGAACUAGAGUUGGUAGAAGUGAUUCGCUGACUGCUAAUAGCUGGCGUCCAAUCCAACGUUGUGGACUCUUACGGAAGGUCUCCUAUUCUAGUUGCAUCUGCAGUUGGGAAUCAAGAAAUUAUUCAACUCCUAGUAGCUCACAGGUCAAAUCUUGCAGCUAGAGACUAUUAUGGUAACACUAUUUUACAUAUAGCAGCUGCAAACGCUCACAUUCAUUUAGUUAAGUACUUUAUUGAGGAGUUGAGAGUUCAUUAUUCUUUGCGCAAUAAAAAAGGUCAAACUGCUUUAGAUUUAUGCAAAGAAAAGCAAGAGCAAAGCAAAAGCUUAGAGGAAAUUGAAUUUUUGCAGUCUGUGAUUGAGUAUUUAUGGAAAGUGCAGGAAAAUUAUAAAAAGAAGCAAAGACACAGAAUUCAAAAAAAUGCUAUGAGCCCUGACCCUAUCAAAAAUCAGCGCGAAUGCAGAAAUAAGCAGCAUGGAAUAAGCCUGGAGCAUGCAACAUCCAUUCCAAUUGUCCCCACAGAUUCGAAGCUUGAAAUAUUAGUUUCUCCUUACAAACAGAAACGAUCUAUAGAAACUUACUUAAAAGCAAAACAAAAUUUUAUAUAUAAAUCUCUUACAGCGAAGAAGAAAACAGAAAAUGAGCAAUUUAAUCUCUCACGAUAUCGCUCUCCAGCGCUAACAGAACCGAAGAAUUCGUCACCAACCCGAUUUCCUCCCAUUUACAAGACCUCUUAUCACUGUUAA